Molecule: messenger RNA, 1632 nt
Organism: Solea senegalensis (Senegalese sole)
Lineage: Eukaryota; Metazoa; Chordata; Actinopteri; Pleuronectiformes; Soleidae
Gene: iah1
Product: isoamyl acetate hydrolyzing esterase 1 (putative)
Exons: 6
Coding region: 145-876 (243 amino acids)
Molecular function (GO): hydrolase activity, acting on ester bonds
Source: RefSeq, a predicted model, not a curated record
UUCUAAAUUUGCAAAUGGUCCAAUGAAAUUAAUCUUGUCAGAAUAUUAAGUCUUUUAUUGUGAAGUACACCCACGUACAACAACCCGGAAGUUCGGUUUAAACUGCAGUCAGUCAACCACUCGGCGGCGUGUUGUAGCUUCGUGAUGUCUAAGUUCAAAACAGUUAUUUGGCCUACAGUCAUUUUAUUUGGCGACUCCAUCACACAGUUUUCCUUUCAAGUGAAUGGCUGGGGAGCAGAUAUUGCUGACAAGUUAGCAAGAAAGUGUGAUGUUGUGAACAGAGGACUGUCUGGCUACAACUCCAGAUGGGCCAAGAUUGUUCUUCCUCGCCUCAUCAGCAGCCAGAGUUCAGCAGAAAACAACAACAUAGCGGCUGUCACCGUCUUCUUUGGAGCCAAUGACUGCGCACUCGAAGAUAAAAACCCACAGCAGCAUGUACCUCUGCACGAGUAUUCAGAGAACCUGAAGGAGAUCACCGGGCUUCUGGCCGCGGCCGGAGUGUCGGCAGACAGAGUCAUCUUCAUCACCCCACCGCCUAUUUAUGAGCCGGCCUGGGAGAAGGAGUGCAUUUUGAAAGGAUGUCCUCUCAACCGCCACAACUCUGUAGUGGGACAAUAUGCUCAGGCCUGUGUCCAGGCAGCUGCUCAGUGCAGUACAGACGUCCUGGACCUUUGGACACUCAUGCAGAAAGAUGGACAGGAUUACUCGGUCUACUUGUCUGAUGGUCUGCACCUCUCUGAGAAGGGAAACCAGUUUGUGGCCCAGCACCUGUGGAGGCUGCUCCAGAGCAGAGUGGCCGACCUGCCCUUCAUCCUGCCGUACUGGGGAGACGUGGACGCCAAGAGCCCCGAGAGCAGUCUGCUCUGUGACCAGUGAACGAGUGAAUGUCGGGGACAGUAGUCGAAGGGAAAAUGAUCUGGACUGUCUGCUCUGUUCUGCCAAUCCUGCAACCAAACACUUGAUCAUUUGUUAAUGUUAAAACAUUAAAAGGGUUUUAUUUAGAGAAGUGCGUAGGUGAUACAAGCAAGAUACUUAAAAAAAAAGAACAUUGUGAGUGAAGAAACAUUACAUAUAAACAUGACUUAAACAGGAAACGGCAAGACGGCGCUAAACAAGAGAAGAAGAUGCUAUAAUUCACAUUGGCACGAGAACAGUUCAAAUUCGACGUUGCCUCAGUUCUGUUCCGUCAACCUUCUUGUUUAUUUUUCACAGAAACACUGUAAUAGGCCAGAAACAGCAAUAGUAAGAGGCACUAUGUUCUUUCAUACAGGAAUCAAUCAAUCACAAUAAAAUAACAAGCAACAGUAACAUUUGCUUUACGUGUUCAUGCUAAACAGACUACGACUUUGUAGUAGAAAGCGGUCAAAUAGACAAAAAUAAUACACAUACACGUUUAAAACUUAAAAAGCCAACUUUCUGGUAAUGUGAAAAAACAAACAAAAAAACUUCAAGUGCUGUUGUGACUCAGAUUUCAUUAUUAAAAAAAAGGAGAAAAAGAUUUUUGAGUCAAGUAUCCAUUUGCUUAACAUCCCUCUGAAAUGUGUCCCUUUAUGGGGGAAAAUAACCACGACGACAACAUUAUUAAUAUCAUAACAUGUUUGACCUGUUAGAAGUGUUAGUAGAGCAAAGCUG